Molecule: messenger RNA, 675 nt
Organism: Formica exsecta
Lineage: Eukaryota; Metazoa; Arthropoda; Insecta; Hymenoptera; Formicidae
Product: mediator of RNA polymerase II transcription subunit 25-like
Exons: 2
Coding region: 1-675 (224 amino acids)
Source: RefSeq, a predicted model, not a curated record
AUGACAGCAGCAAUGUCAACAAGUACUAUGAUAACACGAGCUGAAUCGCCUGCAGCUGUUCCGGCAACACCAGCUAAACCGCCUGCUGUAGCUGUUCCGUCGUUCCGGGAGCCCCAGCUCAACCGCCUGCAGUUGUUCCGGGAGCCCCAGCUCAACCACCUGCAGUUGUUCCGGGAGCCCCAGCUCAACCACCUGCAGUCGUUCCGGGAGCGCCAGCUCAACCGCCUGCAGUCGUUCCGGGAGCCCCAGCUCAACCGCCUGCAGUCGUUCCGGGAGCCCCAGCUCAACCGCCUGCAGUCGUUCCGGGAGCCCCAGCUCAACCGCCUGCAGUCGUUCCGGGAGCCCCAGCUCAACCGCCUGCAGUUGUUCCGGGAGCACCAGCUCAACCGCCUGCAGUUGUUCCGGGAGCACCAGCUCAAUCGCCUGCAGGCGUUCCGGGAGCACCAGCUCAAUCGCCUGCAGGCGUUCCGGGAGCGCCAGCUGGUUAAGCUGGUUAAGCAGGUGGUUAGCCUGCAAUCGUUCCGGGAGCACCAGCUCAACCGACUACAGUCGUUGCAGCAGUAUGAGCUGAAUUGCCUGCACCCGUUCCGGCAGCACCAAUUAAAUCGGAUGCAAAACUUUUUCGAAACAAUAGUUAAAUCGCCUAUAACUACUACAGUACCGCCAACGCCUUAA